UUUUCUACUGGUUUCAGCGGUCGGAAAUUUCGCGCGGAAAAAAAACAACAGGCAUGGCGGGACGCGGGAAAAGGAAACCCAAAUCUUUGCCACAGACAGAAACGCUGAAUGGAUAUGUAAAAAAAGCAAAAGAAGACCAGACGGAUGGAAAGAUGGUUGAAGAAGAGAUGAGAGAGGAGGUGGAGAGGUUAUACAAACUACGGAUGCCUGAGGAUUUCUACCAGUUUUGGAAAUUCUGCAAGGGACUUUGUGCAGACUGUCCACAAGAUGCCCUAAAGGAAACGCUUGGGCUUCAGUUAGUCGGUCCAUUUGAUAUCCUGGCCAAAAAGCACAAACGGUCAUCUUCAACCCAGUCAAACUUCAAUCUACACUGGCGUUACUUUUACGAUCCCCCAGAAUUCCAGACGAUCAUACAGGGCAACGCAGACACACAACAUCACAUGGGCUACUUUAGAGAUUCACCGGAUGCUUUGCCUGUGUUCAUUGGGGAGAAUGAAGCCAAGAAGGGCUAUACGAUCACACAGAUGGGGGACAACAUAUUUGCGGCAGUUCUGCUGUUUUUGCAGAAGAAAAGAAAGGAAAAGGGAUACCAGAAGGAUGAAGCUGCUUUGGAAAGUUUAGAAGAAGAUUUGAAACGAGAGGCAGAGAGGUUGGGCUUACCUCUGGACCAGAAAACUAAAGCAAUGAAACAAAGAGAGAAAAAGGUGGUCACAAAGACAUUUCAUGGAGCAGGAAUUGUGGUUCCAGUAGAUAAAAAUGAUGUUGGAUACAGAGAAUUACCAGAAACUGAUUCAAGUCUGAAGAAGAUCUGCAAAGCAAUUGCAGAGGCCAAAAACGAUGAGGAAAGAAUAAAGGCCUUCGCACCCAUCCAGGAAAUGAUCACAUAUGUUCAGUUUGCCAAUGAUGAAUGUGAUUACGGCAUGGGCUAUGAGCUUGGGAUCGACCUCUUCUGUUAUGGCUCGCACUAUUUUUAUAAAGUGGUACGUCAGCUGCUCCCAAUGGCAUACAGUCUGCUGAAGAGAGGUCUGUUUGGAGAGAUACUGGAGGCGCAUCUCACCAGUCGUUCCCACGACAACCUUGACCAGCUCGCCUCUGUCUGAUGUAUUGUGAAAAGAUGAUAGGCUGUGUUCAGAAUGACUUGCAGUAAAACAUGUUGGGGUGGUGGCUGUGACAGAUUACAACUGCACUAAAUUCAGCCGGUAGGUGUUCUCAAUUGAAAACGCUGUGAAGCCCAAGACUUG
Molecule: messenger RNA, 1241 nt
Organism: Paramisgurnus dabryanus
Lineage: Eukaryota; Metazoa; Chordata; Actinopteri; Cypriniformes; Cobitidae
Gene: hpf1
Product: histone PARylation factor 1
Biological process (GO): regulation of protein ADP-ribosylation; DNA damage response
Cellular component (GO): nucleus
Molecular function (GO): histone binding; poly-ADP-D-ribose binding
Source: RefSeq, a predicted model, not a curated record